This is a messenger RNA of Parathielavia appendiculata, 3316 nucleotides long. RefSeq lists its product as uncharacterized. NCBI's taxonomy places the organism in Eukaryota, Fungi, Ascomycota, Sordariomycetes, Sordariales, Chaetomiaceae. Bases 152 to 2899 code for a protein of 915 amino acids. Gene Ontology annotation, molecular function: ribonucleoside-diphosphate reductase activity, thioredoxin disulfide as acceptor; ATP binding. Gene Ontology annotation, cellular component: ribonucleoside-diphosphate reductase complex. The record is from RefSeq and is a predicted model, not a curated record. The transcript has 4 exons. Gene Ontology annotation, biological process: deoxyribonucleotide biosynthetic process; DNA replication.
GGACUGUCCGACUGCAGCCCCUGCUCCCAUUCGUGACCACUUUAAGACUCAGACCAACAGUGCAUCGAUUCCCUUUCUUUUUGACAUCUCGUCUCGUGUCCGACUUUUCUGCCUUCUUUGUCAUAACCCUGGGUCCGACACAUCCGACGCCAUGUACGUCAGGAAGCGCGAUGGGCGCCAGGAGCGCGUCCAAUUCGACAAAAUCACAGCUCGCGUUUCGCGUCUCUGCUAUGGCCUUGACAUGGACCAUGUCGACCCGGUGGCCAUCACCCAGAAGGUCAUCUCGGGCGUCUAUGGAGGUGUCACAACUGCCCAGCUCGAUGAUUUGGCCGCCGAGACUGCCGCCUACAUGACAGUCACACACCCCGACUACGCCAUCCUUGCCGCCCGUAUCGCCGUCUCCAACCUCCACAAGCAGACAAAAAAGCAAUGGUCUGCCGUCGUGAGCGAUCUCUACCACUAUGUCAACCCCAAGAACGGCCGGCCGUCUCCCAUGAUUGCCAAGGAGACAUAUGAAAUUGUCAUGCGGCACAAGGACGAGUUCGACUCGGCCAUUGUCUAUGACAGGGACUUCAACUACCAGUACUUCGGCUUCAAGACCCUCGAGCGCUCAUACCUGCUGAAGCUCGACGGCAAGAUUGUCGAGCGGCCCCAGCACAUGAUCAUGCGGGUUGCCGUCGGCAUCUGGGGAGACAAUAUCGAGCGCGUUAUCGAGACGUACAAUCUCAUGUCCAACAAGUUCUUCACACACGCAUCCCCGACGCUAUUUAACGCCGGUACUCCUCAGGCCCAGCUCUCGUCCUGCUUCCUGGUCGACAUGAAGGACGACAGCAUCGAGGGUAUCUACGACACCCUCAAGACUUGCGCCAUGAUCUCCAAGAUGGCUGGCGGUAUUGGUCUGAACAUUCACCGCAUCCGCGCCACCGGCUCAUACAUUGCCGGCACAAAUGGUACCUCCAAUGGCAUUAUUCCCAUGCUGCGGGUCUUCAACAACACUGCCCGGUACGUCGACCAGGGCGGUAACAAGCGCCCUGGCGCCUUUGCCAUCUACCUUGAGCCUUGGCAUGCCGAUGUUUUCGAGUUCCUCGACCUUCGCAAGAACCAUGGCAAGGAGGAGGUUCGCGCCCGUGACCUCUUCCUGGCGCUCUGGAUCCCAGAUCUCUUCAUGAAGCGAGUCGAGAAGAACGGCGAGUGGACCCUCAUGUGCCCCAACGAGUGCCCGGGUCUUGCCGAUUGCUACGGCGACGAGUUUGAGGCUCUGUAUGAGAAAUACGAGAAGGAGGGCCGUGGCCGUAAGACUGUAAAGGCCCAGAAACUGUGGUAUGCCAUCCUCGAGGCCCAGACCGAGACCGGCAAUCCCUUCAUGCUCUACAAGGAUCACUGCAACCGGAAGAGCAACCAAAAGAAUCUCGGUACCAUCCGCAGCUCCAACCUUUGCACCGAGAUCAUUGAGUACUCGGCCCCUGAUGAGGUUGCUGUUUGCAACCUGGCCUCCCUCGCUCUUCCCCAGUUCGUCGAUUACCAAAAGGGUGUCUACGACUUCAAGAAGCUGCAUGAGGUCACUCAGGUCGUUGUUCGCAACCUGAACAAGAUCAUCGACGUCAACCACUACCCCGUCAAGGAGGCCUACAACAGCAACAUGCGCCACCGCCCCAUUGGUGUGGGCGUCCAGGGCCUGGCGGAUGCCUUUCUGGCCCUGCGCAUGCCUUUCGAGUCUCCCGAAGCCCGUCAGCUGAACAAGCAGAUUUUCGAGACCAUAUAUCAUGCCGCUCUCACUGCAUCUUGCGAGCUUGCCAAGGAGCAGGGCACUUACUCGACGUAUGAAGGGUCUCCUGUGUCUCAGGGCAUCCUCCAAUACGACAUGUGGAACGUCAAGCCAAGUGAUCUUUGGGACUGGGAUGCCCUCAAGGCUAAGAUCAAAGAGCAUGGUGUCCGGAACAGCUUGCUGCUCGCACCCAUGCCCACUGCUUCAACAUCCCAGAUUCUGGGCAACAAUGAGUGCUUUGAGCCCUACACUUCCAACAUCUACCAGCGCCGUGUGCUGGCCGGCGAGUUCCAGGUUGUCAACCCCUGGCUUCUGAAGGAUCUCGUCGAUAUGGGUUUGUGGUCCGACAACAUGAAGAACCGCAUCAUAGCUGAGGGUGGCUCGAUCCAGAACAUCCCCAACAUUCCCGCCGACAUCAAAGCUCUCUACAAGACUGUUUGGGAGAUUUCGCAGCGGACUGUCGUCCAGAUGGCGGCCGACCGUGGUGCCUUCAUCGACCAGUCGCAAUCCCUCAACAUCCACAUGCGCGAGCCCACCAUGGGCAAGAUCACCAGCAUGCACUUUACAGGUUGGAAGCUGGGUCUUAAGACGGGCAUGUACUACCUUCGCACCCAGGCCGCGGCGCAGCCCAUCCAGUUCACCGUCGACCAGGAGGCACUCCGCGUGCAGGACACCAACACAGGCAAGGUGUCGGGCCUCAAGAAGCGCGCCCCGCCGGGCAGCUACAUGUCGUCUCCCACCGCCGUUCCCCGUCCCAUGGCGAUUAUCAAUAAGGAGAGCACUCCCAACGGUACGGGCAGCAAGGGCGUCACGACCCCGAGCACACCGCCCCCCAGGAGUCCCAUCAAGGCACCUGGCCUGGGCGAGGUGAAGCCUCGUGUUUUGGCUUCACCGUCCAAGCCGCCCGCGUUCAAGGCCGACGUCGAUGAGGGCGAUAGUCCCAAGGCUCUGCCCACGGAGCCGACGGACAGCCAGCCUAAAUUGGAGGACAUCGGCUCGCCGGCUCUCGGCGCCAAGAAGGAUGCCGAGGAUAAGGAGGAUGAGAGCAAGGAGCGCGAGUUGGACAUCUACUCUGAGGCUGUCCUUGCUUGCAGCAUUGAGAACCCCGAGGCCUGCGUGAUGUGCAGCGGUUGAUUUACUCGGCCACUGACCCGUGUACGAAUGAAACAUGGCGCGAUGUAGCGUGAUGAUGGGAUUAAUCACUGGCAUGGUUGGGUUUGGUUCUCCUUCGGUUUGUGCUUUCUCAGGGAAUCAUGAUGGGCAUGUGCGGGCAUCCUUCAGUUGCGUCGUGGACUUGCCCUUGCGUGGACGGGAACACACACUCCACACCGCACGGCGCGGCGCGGAAAGGAGGGCGGCAAUAUGCCGGAUACCAUCUCCGUCUUUUCUUUUGGGCAGGUGUUGGAUUAUUAGGUGCCAUUAAGGGUUUGGUUGUUUUCUACCCUCGACAUUUGGCUGUACGAGGGUGUUUCCUGUCUAGUAGAUGUACCACCAACUGCAGCAGGCUGGGCUUGCGCAGGCCGCUGUUGUUUCUCUUAGCUAUCUCGUUAG